Molecule: messenger RNA, 1678 nt
Organism: Otolemur garnettii (small-eared galago)
Lineage: Eukaryota; Metazoa; Chordata; Mammalia; Primates; Galagidae
Gene: RUNX1
Product: runt related transcription factor 1
Exons: 9
Coding region: 180-1619 (479 amino acids)
Biological process (GO): neuron differentiation; hemopoiesis; regulation of cell differentiation
Cellular component (GO): nucleus
Molecular function (GO): RNA polymerase II cis-regulatory region sequence-specific DNA binding; ATP binding; DNA-binding transcription factor activity, RNA polymerase II-specific
Source: RefSeq, a predicted model, not a curated record
AUAAACAACCACAGAACCACAAGUUGGGUAGCCUGGCAGUGUCAGAAGUCUGAGCCCGGCAUAGUGGUCAGCAGGCAGGACGAAUCACACUGAAUGCAAACCACAGGGUUUCGCAGAGUGGUAAAAGAAAUCAUUGAGUCCCCCGCCUUCAGAAGAGGGUGCCUUUUCAGGAGGAAGCGAUGGCUUCAGACAGCAUAUUUGAGUCAUUUCCUUCAUACCCACAGUGCUUCAUGAGAGAAUAUGUACUUGGAAUGAACCCUUCUAGAGACGUUCACGAUGCCAGCACGAGCCGCCGCUUCACGCCGCCGUCCACCGCGCUGAGCCCUGGCAAGAUGAGCGAGGCGCUGCCGCUGGGCGCCCCGGACCCCGGCGCCGCCCUGGCCGGCAAGCUGAGGAGCGGCGACCGCAGCAUGGUGGAGGUGCUGGCCGACCACCCCGGCGAGCUGGUGCGCACCGACAGCCCCAACUUCCUCUGCUCCGUGCUGCCUACGCACUGGCGCUGCAACAAGACCCUGCCCAUAGCUUUCAAGGUGGUGGCACUAGGGGACGUUCCUGAUGGCACUCUGGUCACCGUGAUGGCAGGCAAUGAUGAAAAUUAUUCCGCCGAGCUGAGAAAUGCUACUGCGGCCAUGAAGAACCAAGUCGCAAGAUUUAAUGACCUCAGGUUUGUCGGUAGAAGUGGAAGAGGGAAAAGCUUCACUCUGACCAUCACCGUCUUCACGAACCCUCCCCAAGUCGCCACCUACCACAGAGCCAUCAAAAUUACAGUGGAUGGACCCCGAGAACCUCGAAGACAUCGGCAGAAACUAGAUGAUCAGACCAAGCCUGGGAGCUUGUCCUUUUCUGAGCGGCUCAGUGAACUGGAGCAGCUGCGGCGCACAGCAGCCAUGAGGGCCAGCCCACACCACCCAGCCCCCACGCCCAACCCUCGCGCCUCCCUGAGCCACUCCACUGCCUUUAACCCUCAGCCUCAGAGUCAGAUGCAGGAUACAAGGCAGAUCCAGCCGUCCCCACCAUGGUCCUACGAUCAGUCCUACCAGUACCUGGGAUCGAUCGCCUCUCCUUCUGUGCACCCAGCAACGCCCAUCUCACCUGGGCGUGCCAGUGGCAUGACAACCCUCUCUGCAGAACUUUCCAGUCGACUCUCAACCGCGCCUGACCUGACAGCCUUCGGCGACCCGCGCCAGUUCCCCGCGCUGCCCUCCAUCUCAGACCCUCGCAUGCACUACCCCGGCGCCUUCACCUACUCCCCGACGCCCGUCACCUCGGCCAUCGGCAUCGGCAUGUCGGCCAUGAGCUCAGCCACGCGCUACCACACGUACCUGCCGCCGCCCUACCCCGGCUCGUCGCAGGCGCAGGGCGGCCCCUUCCAGGCCAGCUCGCCCUACCUGUACUACGGCGCCUCGGCCGGCUCCUACCAGUUCUCCAUGGUGGGCGGCGAGCGCUCGCCGCCGCGCAUCCUGCCGCCCUGCACCAACGCCUCCACGGGCUCGGCGCUGCUCAACCCCAGCCUGCCGACGCAGAGCGACGUGGUGGAGGCCGAGGGCAGCCACAGCAACUCCCCCACCAACAUGGCGCCCUCCGCGCGCCUCGAGGAGGCCGUGUGGCGGCCGUACUGAGCGGGCCUCGCGGCCCGGCCGCUGGACGUCGUCAGGAGCCUCCUACGGCCGGGCCGGCU